This is a messenger RNA of Drosophila busckii, 714 nucleotides long. RefSeq lists its product as uncharacterized. The record is from RefSeq and is a predicted model, not a curated record. The transcript is spliced from 2 exons. NCBI's taxonomy places the organism in Eukaryota, Metazoa, Arthropoda, Insecta, Diptera, Drosophilidae. The coding region runs from base 1 to 714 and encodes 237 amino acids.
AUGCUGCUUAGUUUGUGCUGUUUAAGCCAAACUGUGGCCAACUUUACUUACAACGAGCGCGAUUUGUUAGUGCGCAAGGCACGCUGGCUGCCGCUUAUAUAUCCCCGAUCACAUCCAGCGCGCUUUAAGUUCAUUGCAGGCUUUGGCAUACCCGUAGAUGACUUGCAUAUAGAAUCUAUAACCACAGGCUAUGUGCUCAAGGCGCAUUAUCGUUUGCCCAUGCGUGCGCAGGAGCUGCGCAACAAGUUUAUGCCGCACGAGGAGUCGCGACAGCUUCAUAGCAAUGCCAGCAUCUUUCAGCAGAGCCUGCUCAAAAGCGAUGCAGAGCUGGGCGUCACUACUAGCUGGCUGGAUGAGCUAACGCAGCCCUGGCAAGGCUAUCGCUGGGCAGUCUAUGGCGCAUUUGAAAGUCUCGCUCUACGCAUGAAACUCAAUGGCAGGCAGUGUGUGCUCAAGAGCAUCUGCGAAAGCGCCGCAGCGCCUUUUGAUGAGCGCAAUGGCUUGCUGGGCGAACUGCUACAUAUAGUGCUAACGCCUUCCACCUCCAAGGAUGCACUCUCGGAGCAUACAGACAAUGAUUAUCUGCAAGCAGAGCAUUUGGGCGUUGCUGGCAUCAGUUGCGAUCAGCUUUAUACCCACUGUCCAAAGUCCUUGCUGCAGCAUUUCAGCGAUGUGCAUCAUUUGGGCAGCGAGUUUCUCAAAAUGCUGGGCUGA